Dioszegia hungarica is the source of this 873-nucleotide messenger RNA. RefSeq lists its product as uncharacterized. Lineage: Eukaryota; Fungi; Basidiomycota; Tremellomycetes; Tremellales; Bulleribasidiaceae. The coding region runs from base 1 to 873 and encodes 290 amino acids. The transcript has 3 exons. The record is from RefSeq and is a predicted model, not a curated record.
AUGAACGACCCCACAGCAGUCAUCUCGGCGCCUCCACCCCGGUACCUCCUCGAAUCGGACUCCUCCGACGAGGAGGGACAAGGCGAAUAUGCAGCCUCCUCUUCCCGCCGGGGAGCACGCUCAAAGUCCAGUCCAGAGGUCAGGAUAAAUUGGGAGGGCGCAGAGGCGCAAAAGGGAUUGAAGGAGGUCGUGAUCGGUGUUGGCCAGUCUGGCCGAUAUCUCAGGCGGAGAUCAGGCGGGAAAGGGAGCGAGAAGGCAGCUGUCGUGCUGACACUGGGUGGGGAAGAGGUUGGACGGGGCUGGGUGAUGAAGGGGACGCUGUUGAUGGUCCUAGAAGAGGCGGAGGGAGAUGAGGCUUGGAGGAUAGUGGAGAAGGUGACCGCAGAGGUCAAGGCGGAAAGAUGGACUGUCGUUUCUGCCUAUGUACCAUCGAUGUAUAUACCAGAUCCCGAGCGCGAUAGUCGGUCUUCGUCGCAGCCGCCCGUCCGCCACUUUGCUGCAUCACCUUCGAGCUCGAAGUCUGCUGGGAUUGCUUCUUGGGAUUCGCCCAACUAUUUGACCGGUCUGCCCGGUGCUUUCGUCUCAACAGCCGCGCAUCCCGCUUCGGCCCUUGACUCCGCAUCACUCUCUACCAUCCUCCUCCCUCUUCCACUCUCAGGCAUCGACUCUACUAGCCUCUCAUCAGCCUUCGACUCCGCAGCACCUGCCCUUGCCAAUCUCUUGACGGCGAAGCAGAAGUCGUCAGAGGCGAGAUGGGACGAAGCGGAUGAUGAGCCCUUCUCUGCACCCGGCAUGGGCGGUGGGCGCAGGUCAGGAGGGCGGGGCGGGGCCGCGGGGCUGGGCAAGGAAGAGGUAUCGAGCAUGUACAUGUGA